This is a messenger RNA of Closterium sp. Naga37s-1, 5295 nucleotides long. Lineage: Eukaryota; Viridiplantae; Streptophyta; Zygnematophyceae; Desmidiales; Closteriaceae. The record is from the annotation of a GenBank genome assembly.
AUGGCGCUCGCCCACGCGCCAUCCACGGCGCUCCCGUGGUGCUUGUCACGCGGCCCUUUUUUGGCAAACCACCCGCUUCGUUCCUCUCCUUCCCGCGCUCGCUGCACGCCCUCUCGGCUCGCUAGGCACACGUCGGCGUCGCUCGCUGAUUCCUCUUCCCGCUCACCUGCUGUCGCCGUCCAAUCUCCGACCAGCUCGCGACUUGAAAGGGACUCGACGAAUGCCAGUCAGUUCCCAGCGGCCUUCACGGUAUCUCGCCGCCAGUCGCUGCUUGCCUUGGGGGCCGUCGCCUCAGCCGUUUGCGGAUGCGGCCUUUUCCUCCUUCCGCCUCCAGCCACCGCAGCUGACGGCGACUCGCCGAGCGCGUUACAGCGCGGUUUGAGUCGGUACAUCAAGAAGAAGAAGCUGGACCCGUUGGAGUCGUUCGUGCCGUCCGUGCUGUUGACGCGCGAGCAGCUGCUCUUAGUCCAGGCCGUCGUCGACGACCAAGCCUCCUCCCCCGAAGACCUCAACCAGGUGCGCGCCCUGCUGCGCGCGGGGCCCGCGGGCACUCUCCGCGGAGACCUGCGCGCCCUCACAAGGUACGCGGCGGAAGGCGCGGCAGCGGGGCUGGCAUACACGCCGGGAGGGGACGGCUACUUCCCCGGUAGUCCCGAGGCCGGAGCAGCGGCGAGCGCGGCGGCAGACAGGUGUCUGGAAGCGCUGAGCGGGCUGGAUACGCUGCUACGCCUGAACCAGCCGGACGGGCGCGCACGCAUGGCGAAGCAGGCGGCGGCGGCGGUGAGCGCGCUGGACGAGGUGCUGGCGACGGUGCCAGAGGCGAUCAUGGUGAAGAGUGAAGCCAUUGUUGCCAAGUACCUCGUGCCUGCCGCUGACAACGCCGCGGACAGUGCUGGGAGCGCCGAUAACGCCGCAGAGAACGAGGGGGGGGCGGACAAUGGAGGACCUGGGCAGGGAGCGGAUAAUGGGGCUGGGGAGAGUGGCUCACGGACAACUGAAAGUGUGCUGUACAAGGACACUACCUAUAGCUUCUACCAUCAAAGCUCCAUAGCCGCCGACAGGGAUUGGGGCAAGCAGCAGCAUCCGCUCAUGAAGUGCCUCAUGUGCCUUAUAGCUCUUCUCCUCGUCAUCUCAUCCACUUCCUCCACCUCUGAUCGGAACCGUCUUUCCUCCUCGAGCCGCACGCUGCCUCAUUGGCCGCGCCAUCAACUUGCGGUGCCUCGCGUGUCGAAUGCAUCGCAAGAUGGCCCGUGGAUCCCCUUUCUCCGCUCGUCGCGCCGCAUCCACCUCGCCUCGAGUGAUCGCCUGCAGCGGAAUGAACUGCCUCUUCCGCCUCCCUAUCCUCCGCCUUUAGCGCGUUUCGUCUCCUCGAGGACCCUUCUCUCCCCCUCCUCCACUGCCAGCCCUCCACCAACAUCUCCCCCUCCCCGUCCGCCUCCCCGUCCGCCUCCCCGUCCGCCUCGUCCGCCUCCCCGUCCCCCUCCUCGUCCCCCUGAAAGCAGCUUUCCUCAAACCACGUCCACUUCUCCGCCGCCCCGACCCCCUUCGCCACCCCCUUCCAAGCCCCCUCCCCCUCGCCCCCUUUCCGCUCCCCCUUCCUCCCCUCCACCUUCAUCUUCCACUUCCUCUCCCCCGCGCUCAUCCCCCCCUCCCCCGAAACAAUCUCAACCACCUCCCCCCAAACAAUCGCCCCCACCUCCCCCGAAACAAUCGCCCCCACCUCCCCCGAAACAAUCGCCCCCACCUCCCCCAAAGCAAUCUCCCCCACCUCCCCCGAUACAAUCUCCCUUGCCUCCUUCACCGCCGCCUUCUCCCCCCCCCGGCGCCGCCAACUCCACCAUUCCAAGCCUCCCUCCCGUUCCGCAAGCCACGGGUGCGAAGGGGGUGUUCGACGUGCGCUCAUUCGGCGCCGUAGGAGACGGCGAGACCGACGACACCUCCGCCCUCUCACGCGCCUUCGCCGCCGCCUGCAGCUACUUCGCGCUCUACCCGCCGCGCGCGACACUGCUGUUUCCGCAGGGCCUUAACUUCUUCAUCAAGUCGCGGUCCGUAGAGUGGAAAGGGCCCUGCAACGGGCAGGGGCUGCGGGUGCAGGUGGACGGGACGAUAUCCGUGGAUCCCAAGGGCGUCUCCCCGCUGACGCCCAUCAUUGCGCUCCACAACCUGCGCUACCUCGUCCUCGCCGGUCGCGGCGUGAUCGACGGCGGCGGGCAGGCCGUGUGGGGGCGCGCGUCGAAGCGGCCGUACCUGGUGGAGAUCGUGAAGAGCAGCCACGUGGAGGUGACGGGGAUCACGCUCGUCAACCCGCCGAUGAUGCAUCUGAGCAUCAAGUACUGCGCGGGCGUGCGCAUCCACGCGUUCAGCACGGCGAGCCCGUACAACAGCCCCAACACCGACUCCAUCCACAUCGCCUCCAGCUCCGCCGUCGUCGUCGAGAACUGCACGCUGCACGGCGGUCAGUGUGCAGUCACGGGGGGUACACUCACGGGUGUGCAGGGAGGCCAUCUGGUGGGCGCUGGCGCUUGUCUCAGUGAGUUGCGGUUCCUCACAACCCUCACCUGUCUUCCCCACCUCCCACGGCCCCCACCCACUCCUGCCGCCUGCCCUCGCCUCUCUGAACGCGUGUGCACGUGUGGCAGCAUCGGCAGCCUGGGCAGCAGGCCGAGGCGUGGGUGUGUGUCGAACGUGCGGGUGAAGAACGUGCAGCUGGUGGGGCUGCAGACGGGGCUGCGCAUCAAGACGUACCGGGGGGGUGAGGGCGCCGUGCACAACGUGCGCUACACCAACGUGCGCAUGACAGACGUCACCUACCCCAUUCUCAUCGACCAGUACUACUGCGAGAGACAGCCCUGCUCUGCCAAACCUGGCUCGUUGGCGGUGUUUGACAUUCACUACAAGAACAUCUACGGCACCACUAACUACACGCGUAGCGGGGGCAUCAAGCUCGCGUGCAGCCCACGCACACCUCCUUUGCUGAAUCUGGAAGACGCCUGGGCACCCGCGGAGGGCAGCACGGGGCUAUCAGGCGACUGCCGCUUCCUGCUCACUUCGUCGUGUGACAUUGCCGUCGUCCGACCAGCGGCAUGUGACGAUGGCGAUCCGUGCACCAUCGACCACUGCGUAUGGCACGCCGAUAGGCCAUUGCCUCUCGCCGCUUGCUCCCCUCUCCCCGCUUGCUUCUAUGCCCCCCCGCAUUGCGUGCACACUCGAAUCCCCAACUGCUCGCUCCGCAGCCGUUCCUCCCCAGUGCCUUUCGCCGACUCUCUAAUCCUCCGCCCUCCGCUUUUCAACCAUUCGCUCCCGUCAAACCUUACCGCCGCGCGCCGCGUGCACCAGCCGACCAUCGGCGUGGGCCCGCGGACCGUUCGCAACCACCCGGAGCCCCUCUCCCCCACUCCGCGCCUCUCGCGCCGCGUGGUUUUGCACAGCGGCGCCAGGCACCGAGUGCGGGAGCAGCCGCCACAGCCAGCGCGGAUCUCCCAUAGUGGGUCGGCGCAGAAUCAGGCGUGGGCGUUCAACGCAACGGCGUGCCCGCUCAACUCCUCGGAUCUGCACCUGCUCUACCCCUUCAAGCCGCUGCCGGACGUCCACCCGUCCGCAUUCACCUCGAACGGCAAACCGAACCUCCUCGUUGCCAGACGCCCUACCGCCACCAAGUCCUCCUCCGCCAUUCCCCCCGCCUGCUCCGCCACCGCCGUCUCCUCCGCUAAUCGUUCCAUCCCCUCCACCCCGUCCACCUCCGCCAUCACCGCCUCCCCGUCCUCCUCCGUCUCCCCCUCCUCCUCGCCCCCCUCCUCGCUCCCCCCCUCCCCGCCCGCCGCCCUCGAGAACCACGCCUACGCUACCGCGCAGUCCCCCUCCAAAGAAGCACCAUCCACCUCCCAGGCGUUUCCCCCCAAUCUUCCGCCGCCACCCUCCGCCUCCCAAGAGGCACAAGCCUCCCCCUCGGCGCCGCAGUCCCCCUCCCCCGAAACCCGUGGCUCCUCCGCUUCCCCCGCGCGCCUCCCCGCCCCCCCGCCGCAGACCGCCGCCUCGAAGGCGUCGUUCCCCACCUCCGCGUCGCCGCCGCUCCCCGCCUCCCCAUCGCCGACGCUCUCCGCCGCCAAGGCGCCGAUCCCCUCCCCCGACGGCAUCUACGACGUGCGCGAAUUCGGCGCCGUGGGCGACGGCACGACAGACGACAGCGGCGCAAUGAACCAAGCGUUCCUCGCCGCGUGCAGGUACAGCGGCACCAGCCCGGCGCGCGCGACGCUGCUGUUCCCGCGCGGAUACACGUUCUUCGUGCGGUCGAAGAACUUCGUGUGGAAGGGGCCGUGCAGGGGCGCGGGGCUGCUGGUCCGCGUGGACGCGCGCUUGUCCGUGUACCCGCGCGGCGUGCUGGCGGAAAACCCCAUCUUCAGCUUCCAGAAGAUCAAACGGCUGGUGAUCGCGGGGUCGGGCGUGAUCGACGGCGGGGGGCAGGUGGUGUGGGGGCAUGGGUCGCAUAGGCCGUACUUGCUGGAAGCGAAGCUGUGCGAGGGGGUGGAGGUCUCCGGCAUCACGCUCAAGAACCCGCCAAUGAUGCAUCUGAGCGUGGUGUACAGCAGCAACGUGUGGAUCCACGACUUCACCACGGACAGCCCCUACAACAGCCCCAACACCGACUCCGUGCACCUCGGCGUCGUCAAAAACGUCGUCGUCGAGAACUGCACGCUGCACGGCGGCGACGACAACGUGUCGAUUGUUGGCUCCUCCUCCAACAUCAUCAUCCGUGAUGUGCUCUGCACUGCUGGCCAUGGCAUCAGCAUUGGGAGUCUGGGCAAGGAGCACGAGCUGGCAUGUGUGUCGGGCGUGACGGUGCAGGAUGCAGUGCUGGUGGGGCUGCAGAACGGGCUGCGCAUCAAGACGUACCAGGGCGGGCAGGGCACGGUGCAUGGCAUUCGAUAUGAGAACAUCAGGAUGCGGGACGUGAGCAUCCCCAUCGUCAUCAACCAGUUUUACUGUGAGAGGAAGCCCUGUGCUGGCCACCCAGAGAACCUGGCGGUGUUUGAUAUCUCCUAUAAGAGCAUCUCCGGCACAACCAACUACUCCAGCAGUGGCGGCAUCCAGUUCGCAUGCAGUGACAGAGUGCCAUGUGGGAAGAUCACAAUGCGCGAUGUGAACAUUCGGCACAGCAGAGGGGAGGGGCUGAAGGGCAUGUAUCAGAACGCGUUUGGCACGAGCAUCAAUGUGUCUCCCAGUACCAACUGGGGGCGGGCCCUUUCCAGAUCAAGUGCCAGCAGCAUUGCAGUCGAACACAAGAAAUGCGGAGGGUGA